UGUGCGCACAUUACGCACACAGCGUCGAAACAUCGCCGACCAUGGCGGAAUGUGGACGAGUUGACAGCCACACCAUGGAUAAAAGCAUUACUCUUCCGCCCGAUGAAAUAUUCCGCAACCUGGAAAACGCGAAGCGCUUCGCUAUAGACAUAGGUGGAUCUCUGACUAAACUUGCUUAUUACUCAACUGUGAAGCACAAAGUGGCCAAAGUCAGAUCUUUCGACCACAGCACAAAGGAAGCUGCCAGUGACAAGCUGUAUGAAAUCUCCGUCCAGGAAGAGGUGACUGCUCGUCUGCACUUCAUCAAGUUUGAAAAUGCCUACAUCGAAACGUGCUUGGACUUCAUCAAAGACCACCUGGUCAACACUGAGACCAAAGUGAUCAAAGCCACAGGUGGAGGGGCGCACAAGUUCAAGGUGCUGAUAGAAAGAAAACUGGGACUCAAAGUGGACAAAGAGGACGAGAUGUCCUGCCUCAUUAAAGGCUGUAACUUUGUGUUGAAGAACAUCCCCCAUGAAGCGUUCGUGUACGCCAAGCAUGCAGACUCAGAGUUCCGCUUUCAGACCACUGAUCCGGACAUCUUUCCCUACCUGCUGGUUAACAUCGGCUCGGGGGUGUCCAUAGCGAAGGUUGAGUCAGAGGAUAAAUUUGAGCGAAUAGGAGGAAGUUCAAUUGGUGGAGGGACUUUCUGGGGUCUUGGAGCUUUGCUCACCAAAACGAAGAGGUUUGAUGAGUUGCUACAGCUGGCCUCUAAAGGACAGCACUCAAGUGUCGACAUGCUUGUCAAAGACAUUUACGGAGGGUCUUAUGGAUAUUUGGGAUUGACUGGAGAUCUUAUUGCGAGUAGUUUUGGGAAAUCUGCGACUGCUGACAAAGAGUUUUCCAAAGAGGACAUGGCCAAGAGUUUACUGCACAUGAUCAGCAACGACAUUGGGCAGCUAGCCUGUCUCUACGCCCGGCUCCACAACCUGUCUCGAGUGUACUUUGGAGGCUUCUUUAUCAGAGGACACCCGCUCACCAUGCACACAAUCACAUACAGCAUCAACUUCUUCACCAAGGGGGAAGUCCAGGCCUUGUUUCUGAGACAUGAAGGCUAUCUCGGAGCCAUUGGAGCAUUUCUUAAAGGAGCAGAAGAAGACAACCCAAACCAGUACAGCUGGGGGGAAAAUUACGCAGGAAGCUCGGGCCUGAUGAGCGUUUCUCCAGACAUGUACCCAAUGCAGCGCGCCCGCAGUGGAACAUUCGACAUGUUGGAGAUGGACCGUCUGGAUAGGCAGCUGGUGAAUCUACCUCUGCUCCAGGAGCCUUCAUCAUACAUCCCCGACACCGUCGACCUCACUGAGGACGCUCCGGCUCGGGAAUACUGGUUGUUCUGCUUUGAAGAUGCCUUAGAUGGGGUGGUUAAGAGGGCAGUGGCGAGUCAACCCGACAUGCCGGAGGCCGCCGUGCGAGCCGAGAAGUUUCGUCAGAAGUACAGACACAAGCUCCAGACGCUCCGCUACCAGCCGUUUGCUUAUGGAUCCCUCACUGUCAGAAGUCUGUUAGACACGAGGGAACACUGUUUAAACGAGUUCAACUUUCCUGAUCCGUACUCGAAGAUUAAAGAGAGGGAGAACGACGUGGCUCUGAAGUACUACCAGAAGGUCGUCAAGUCCUUGGAGGAGCUGAGCUGGGAGGACAGACAGUUUGCUCUGGUCAGGGGCGUCCUGGCCGGGAAUGUUUUUGACUGGGGAGCCAAGGCCGUGUCGGAUGUUCUGGAAUCUGAUCCUGAGUUUGGAUUUGAGCAAGCUAAACGCCAGCUGGAAGAGCGGCCGUGGCUUGUUGACUCCUAUGACCAGUGGCUCGAGAGGCUAAAGGGUCCCCCUCACAAGUGUGCCUUGCUUUUCGUAGAUAAUAGCGGGGUGGACAUCAUUCUCGGGGUGAUGCCCCUCGUCAGAGAGCUUCUCUCUCGAGGAACUGAGGUGGUGUUGGCCAGUAACUCUGGUCCAGCCUUAAACGACGUCACCAAUGGCGAACUGCAGAUUCUUACAGAAAGGAUCGCUGCCAUGGACCCUGUCAUUCAGUCUGGCCUGAGAGACGACAGGCUGACGUUAGUCCAGAAUGGUUCCAGUUCCCCCUGUUUGGAUCUGAGUCGCCUGGACAAAGCUUUGGCGAUGGUGGUGCGUGAGCGGAAAACCGACCUGGUGAUCAUUGAGGGAAUGGGCCGUGCCAUCCACACCAACUACUUCGCCACGCUCAGCUGCGAGAGCCUCAAGUUGGCCGUUAUUAAGAACUCGUGGCUUGCCGACCGGCUUGGUGGAAAGCUCUUCAGCGUCGUUUUCAAGUAUGAGGUUCCGGCUGGAAAACCCAGUCAGGAAGCCGCUGUUCUGACGCCGUAGCGAACGCGGCGAUGCUCGUCAGACUGGAUUUGAUGCGGGAGAGCAGCUCUGAAUGUAAAGACUGGGAUUGUGUAUUAGAACUGGGUGAACACAUGAUUGUUUUAAUUGGAGAUCAUUAAGAGGAGAAUUUUAUAAUCUCUCUUUUUCUACAUUACUGAUUUUUAUUGGGCGUUUCUGUUCGGAGACGCAUUCUCCUUCAACUGAUGGGAAGUUUUCACUACCUGGGCUCUGAAAACAGGAGUUAAGCAUAAAAAUAAUACAUGUGUACUCCUCAAUAAUCAGGAUGCUGCCAACACAACUGCCGUACAUUUAGGGAAAAUAAGUGGCUGGUGUGUGUACUGGAGAUAAAUUCACACAGAAUUCAUCCAUUAUUAAUUUAAAGUACAUUUAAUGUGCCUUAAGCCUGAUGUGAUGCACGCAUCCUUUACUCAGAUGGAUUUUAAUUCAAGUUAAAAGCAAAUUCAAUGUUUUUUGGGUUUUUUUUUGCAAAUCAGGAAAUUAAACCAUUUUCCAUGGCUGCCAGGA
This is a messenger RNA of Nothobranchius furzeri (turquoise killifish), 2903 nucleotides long. It is a transcript of the gene pank4, whose product is annotated as pantothenate kinase 4 (inactive). Gene Ontology annotation, biological process: coenzyme A biosynthetic process. The record is from RefSeq and is a predicted model, not a curated record. Gene Ontology annotation, cellular component: cytosol; nucleus. Gene Ontology annotation, molecular function: pantothenate kinase activity; ATP binding. Lineage: Eukaryota; Metazoa; Chordata; Actinopteri; Cyprinodontiformes; Nothobranchiidae.